Plasmodium yoelii is the source of this 876-nucleotide messenger RNA. Its product is annotated as fam-b protein. The coding region runs from base 1 to 876 and encodes 291 amino acids. NCBI's taxonomy places the organism in Eukaryota, Apicomplexa, Aconoidasida, Haemosporida, Plasmodiidae. The record is from RefSeq and is a predicted model, not a curated record. The transcript has 2 exons.
AUGAGAGUCAGUAUUUUAAAAUUUGUUUUUUUUUCAAUUAUUAUUUAUUCUUUUGAAUAUGCCAAAAAUGAAUUAUACUUUGUAAACGAGAGAGACACAUGCCUUGAAAGGAAUAUAACAAAUUUUAGAAAUAAUAGGAUAUUAGCAGAUGUAAACAAUCAAUUCAAUAUAAAUGAUUUUCAUCAAUCAACUUUGAGACGUGUAAGUCAAUUUAAUGACUACAAUGAUGAUGAUGAUGACGAAGAAAUGAUAUUUCUUCGAAAUAUUAUAGAUUCACAAAUAAAGAAGCAUAAAGAAAAUAAUACAUUACCCAAUUUAAAUAAUGUAGAUAAGAAAACUAAAAAGUUAAUUAAUGGACUUCUAACAGAAAUAGAAGAAGUAAAAAAAGAGCUUGAUAAUAAAAGGAAUAGUGAAAUGGCAAUACAACCGAUACAAGACAAAAGAAUAACAAAAAAAGAUGAAAAUAAUUAUGUAUCAGAACAUGAAAAUUUUAAACAAUUGGAAAAUUAUGAAAAUAAUUAUGUAUCAGAACAUGAAAAUUUUAAACAAUUGGAAAAUUAUGAAAAUAAUUCUGUAUCAGAACAUGAAAAUUUUAGACAAUUGGAAAAUUUUGAAAAAAAUAUGGAGAAUAAAGAUUAUAAAUUUUAUGGUAAAUUUGUUAAAGUUAUAUCAAAUAAUUAUAAGAAAUUAAAAGUUAAUAAAAAUAUAAAAAAAAAUGACGAAAAAACACUUAAGAGGUUGAUGAUGGCGGCUGGUGCAAUUUUGUUUGUGGCAAUAGCAUCAGGAACAGUCCAAUUCCUAUUACUACUUGUACCGUUUGGAUUUUUAAUAUCUAAAAAGUGGUGGAAAAUCGUGAAAAAUAGAUUUAACGAAUGA